Megalobrama amblycephala (Wuchang bream) is the source of this 3016-nucleotide messenger RNA. RefSeq names its product ETAA1 activator of ATR kinase a (gene etaa1a). Bases 192 to 2384 code for a protein of 730 amino acids. NCBI's taxonomy places the organism in Eukaryota, Metazoa, Chordata, Actinopteri, Cypriniformes, Xenocyprididae. The transcript has 6 exons. The record is from RefSeq and is a predicted model, not a curated record.
CGCACAUCGGAUGUCCUCGAGCACAUUUCCGCAAUGAAUCCUGGGAGGAACUGCGUCUUUGGCGGAAUGUUUGAACAAUUUUUUUUUUUAUUCAAAUCACUCCAGGAUCAUGAUGGGAAUGAAAAUCAGAAAUAAUAUAACACCAGUUUGGUGAUAUAUUGCGCUGUGGACAUUCGGGAUAAUUCAACAACAUGGAGGGCAGAGGCAGUCAGGAGAGUGAGCAAACUGAAAUCGCCAAACUGACGCAGAUGAAGUCGAAAGUAAACAGACUGAGACGGAGCCCGAGAGCAGCGACACUGAACCCCGGGCAGAUCCGAAACACAGUAGAGUUCAAGACGCCGACACGUCCAGCAAGAGGCCAGUUCAGAAGACUGAUAGCUGACGACUCCCCCAGCAACGAUCCUGAUUCUCAUCAGGACAUUAUAUGGGAUACGACAUCCCCAUCACCCAUUCGACAUGGUCGUGGACAAAGGAGAGCUGCAAAUGUCAGAACGGUGGAUAUAUCGGACCUUGCCAAUCGGAUCGCUCCAAAGAAUGGAAGACUAGAAGAAGCGGACUCGUCUUUACUGCAGUGGAUUGGAGAUAGUGCCAUUCCCUGCACACCAGAAGUACGGCAAGCCAAAGUCAAGCCUGUGCCGACAAAACAGAGCAUUGUAGAAGAUCUAAUGCGGCUGGCGAAGCGCUUUGACUUUAACAUGAGGCAAGAUGAAGCCCAAGAACAGAGCUCGGAUGCACCAGGUUCAGAACGUGCCGUGAAGCAAGAGCCGCCACAUGGCGAUCGAUUCACAACAGCUCACGACGGUUCUGCCGUGAAGAGUGCUGCUCUAGAACCCAUUGAGAACCCUGUUGAUGAAAGAGGGCUUAAUCAGGAGAUGGACGAUGACCUUGAUUUCCUUUUCGAUGGGCCGACUCAGCAGCUCAGCGGGCGUCUCAGUCAGGCGUCGAGUUUUCAUACUCAGGAUGUCUCUGAGAGAAAUGUUCUGAAAGCCUGUGAUUCACAAAGAGGUUCUUCGUUUGGUACGAAAGCAAACAGUGACAGUAAACAAGUUAAGAACGCUGAUGAUUUUGAUGACGAUUGGAACAGCGACGGUUUACUUGAUGACUCUUUGCUGUUGGAGAUGACGCAAAACCCAGAUCUGUUUGCUGCACCGCAGCACAGUUCAACACAAAUACAAACUCACAAGAAUCAAACUGCCUUAAGUGUAAUGGCAAACAAACCACAAGAAGCUAAAAAUAAUGUUAAAUGUGGCACAUUUCAAGGGCAAAAGAUGAAAAGCGAACAAACUUUUCAGCUGGACUCUCGGAUGGAGGCAAAGCCUUGUGGAGGGUUGCCUAGAAAUGGAAAUCACAUGGAAAAUAAUUGCACAAAUAAGGUUUUUCCCAUGAGUAAAGCUUUGCCAGUUGCUCCAAAUUGCUUUAAUGCCAGUCAGAACCAGCAAUAUCAGCACAAAACGCAAGUACGACAGGAUCAGGUUAUUCAAAAUUCAUCUGAACUUAACAUUGUUUCCUCAACGCGCCAUUUCCAUUCAAACACCAAAGAGAUGCCGCCGUCCACCGGCCUCAGCGCUUCUCUUCAUUCGAAGCCACCUAGCACGCACCAAAAUCCAAACUCUGGAGGUGUUAAACAAAGAGAAGAGGAUGCCGUUACAGGCCAAGAUGGCUUCAGUGAUGUUUUAGAUGAAGACCUGGACUCCUUUUUUGCAUCUGAUGACAUCUGGGAUGACGGAGUCGAGGACGAUGAUCUGUUUUGUGAGGCAUGUGAUAAUCUUGAGGAGUUAUCUGGCAACGCUGAAACCCCAGGCUCAAACGGCCAACACAACACCACAAAAGCACCACAAAACAAACUGUAUGAAACGGCCAGUCAGCAAACGGUAUUUGCUCAUCCUUAUCCACCCAAAAGGCCGGCUGCUAAUGUUUCCAUGUCCAGUGCAAACACAUCAGCGUCUCUGCACAGGCAGAAAGCUCAUGCUGCGAGUUCUGGGCCUACAGGACUCGGCUCUAAUGUGUCAUGUGACGCAAUGAGACCAUCUGGCCCCUCAAGUAAUGGACCGUAUAAAUUUAAACAGGUGAGCAGCUCCUCUGUAGUGGGACAUGGGACCUGUGCUGCUGCUGCUGCUGCCCCCACACAGCAGGGUCACGAGAGGGGCGUGCUGGCUGUCCUCCAAUCAGAUGUGAGAAUAUCAGACAGUCGCCAGUUCAAAAAGCCAUACACGGACUCGUUCAAGUCUGCGCCGGUCCUUGCCAAAGUGUGUGUUUCUGUAGAUGUGUGUAAGUCUGGAGCCGUGAAGUGCAGUGAUGCUGAGAUCGAGAGGAAGAAGCAGCAGGCUAUGGAGAGGCGGAGACUCAAGAUGCUGACCAAUCAGAACCUCAGAGCUCCUGUUUGAUUCCACGUUACUUUGGAGAUGUACAACAAAACAGGCCUGUAGGGUUCUAUGUCUAUAUAAAGAGUUACUGUCUACAUCAUAACUGUUCCUGUUUUACACAACAAAUCUUUGCAGUUUCAUGGAUCUAAUUUUCCUGCAUUUCCGCUUGUUUGUGGACAAGCUGUUAUCAAAACUCUGUAGGAACAAUGGCUUUCGUUGCUUUAAGGGCCAUUCUUAUGUGUAGAACAUUUGACUGCUCAGAAAAUUAAACGCUGAUCUAAGGUCAUGUGUUUUGCCAUCAACGUUUCUGUUUGGGCAUCAGAACAGAUCCUAGAUCAACACUUUUGUUUUUUUGAUAAACAUAUAUGAUGAUGUUCUCAAUAGAUCCCCAUUGGUUAUUGCUAGAAAAUCAGGAGUAGCUGCCUUUUUCACUUCAGUCACUUUUAUGCACAUUUUAAAUAAAUUGUAUAAUAAAUAUUUUCCUUCAGUCUUUAUUUUAACAAUUUUAUGCUUAAAGCACUCUUGUUCAGUUUAUAAUGAAGAAGAAAUUUUAAAAAUGUUGGUUGGUUGAUUUUAUUGUUUUUGUCAAUUUAUGAGUGUUAAAAUAAGAAGCCCAGAAUAAUAAAGUGACUUCAAGUAAGUGAUGUACAGUA